AUGAAUUGCCCUUUGGAAUAUUAUCCAAAAGAGCAUAAUACGAGUGGAACAAUUCACCAAUUACUUCUUUGUAAAAAAAAGGAGUUAAUUGAAGUAUAUAUUGAUGAAUAUCCUGAAAGUAUUUUUGAGAAAGAUAAACAUGGAACGAGUUUGAUUGGGAAUUGUGUGUCUAUUGGGAAUGAAGAAUGUUUAAAAAUGUUAAUUAAAAGAGGAUGUAAAAUGAAUGAAAAAAAUAAUAAAGGAAUAACCCCAUUGUUUGUUGCACUUCAUAAAGGAAAAAAAAAGAUUAUUGAAUUACUUGAAGAAGGCAUGAAAUUAAAUUGGACAUCAGUUGAAUUGAUUCAAAGAGAUGUUAAAGGAUUUUGUAUCAUGCAUUAUUUAGCACAAACAAAUUAUUUACUAGAAUGGUAUAAAAAAUAUAAACUAAAUCGAUUUAUUGAAGAUCAAGUUAAUGUAUAUAAAGCAACUCCAUUAUUUAUUGCUGCUCAAUAUAAAAACAGUAAAGCAAUAAAUGAAUUAUUAACACUUGGUGCUAGUCCAAUGAAACCUAAUAUUUAUGGUCAAAUACCACUUAUGAUUUCAUUAGAAAAAGGAGAUAUUGAAAGUAUUAGAUUAUUAUUUAAAGGAUUAACCAAUAAUGCAUAUUCUGAUAAAAAAGGAAGACAAUUAAUUCAUUAUGCAAUUAAAAGUCAUAAAAUUGAAAUUGUUGGUGAAUUACUUAAACUAUAUGGAUAUCAAGAGAACAGUGUUAUUUGUUUACAAAAUUGUUUAUAUGAAAUUCAAGAAAGUGGUAAGUUUAAUGGAUUUAAUGAGUUAAUGAAAAAAGAACUUCAUCAAAUGGAAAUUGAUUUUAAUAAACAAAAUCUUUGUGAUAAUGAUGGAUUUCAUUUAAUUUAUUAUACCAUUUAUUAUGACUUUCCUGAAUUAAUACAAUUAAUAUGUAUUUGGGAUAAGGAAGCAUUAAAAAGAAGAAUUUAUAAUGGAUGGACACCUCUAUUAUAUGCAAGUAGUUUUGGAAGGAAGUCAUGUUUAUUAACAAUAAUAAAAAUUCUAGGUAAAAAUUGUUUAUUAGAUAAAGGGAAUGAAGGAGAAAAUGCAUUACAAUUAGCUUGUUAUUAUAAACAUUAUGACAUUGUCUCUGUUUUAUUAGAACAAGAAAUAGAUUUAAUUCAUCAAGUAGAUAAUUAUAAGAAUAAUAUAUUUCAUUAUACUGUGUCUGGAGGAGAACGUAAUAUUCUUAGAAUGUUAUAUGAUAAAAUAAAAGAAAAGAGUAUGAUUAAAGAAAUUAAUAGUUAUCAACAGAAUGUACUUCAUAUAGGUAGUUUAUCAGGAUGCUCUUCUAUAACUUUAGAAUUAAUAAAUAAAUAUAGUGUUAACCCUCAACAAAUAGAUCAAUAUGGGAAUAGUCCAUUUCAUUAUGCCGUUCUAGCUAAUAAUUCAGAUACAUUUUUGGUUAAUUUAUUGAAAAGGUAUUACGCUGAUAUUCCUCAAGAUCAUCUUAAAAGGACACCUUUACAUAUUGCUUGUUGUUGUGGAAAUUCUUAUAUUAUUCCAGUACUUAUUAAAAAAUAUCCAUCUUGUAUUAAUACUCAAGACUCAUUCCUUAAAACUCCACUUCAUUAUGCAGUAGCAAUGAAUCACCCUGAGUGUGUUGAUAUUUUAAUACAAAACCAUUGUAAUACAACUAUCAUUGAUUCAAAAGGAAAAAGAGCGAUUGAAUAUGCACAAUGUAGUUAUUGUAUUUGUCGUUUAUUAAAUAGAGAUCCUCUUUGUAUUAAAAAGUAUAUUAUUACUGAAAGAGAUAAAGAGUCAAUGAACAUUUUUUCUGUUGGAACAAUUGUACGAGUUGUGUUUCAAAAUAAUAAUAACCAAAUGUUCAUUUUAUAUGAAAAUAAAUUAACACAAAUUCAUUUAAUAAGUUAUAAAAAAAUUCCUUUAAAUCCAACAGAGAAACAACAACUUCUUCAAUUAUCACAUCAAUUUAAAAUUAAUUUAGUGUUUUAA
Messenger RNA from Entamoeba nuttalli P19, 2004 nucleotides. Its product is annotated as ankyrin repeat protein, putative. Gene Ontology annotation, molecular function: protein binding. The transcript has a single exon. Bases 1 to 2004 code for a protein of 667 amino acids. Lineage: Eukaryota; Evosea; Mastigamoebida; Endamoebidae. The record is from RefSeq and is a predicted model, not a curated record.